This is a messenger RNA of Nannochloropsis gaditana CCMP526, 424 nucleotides long. RefSeq lists its product as uncharacterized. The annotation marks the transcript as partial. The transcript is spliced from 3 exons. The record is from RefSeq and is a predicted model, not a curated record.
CAAAGCUUUGGCUUUUACGUGGGCCAUGCUCCUCGCCGUACGCCGUCAACUCGUACAUUCAAGACACAGAAUUGCCACGAUAGCUCCGUCAUCGUCAAAGUCUCCUACUUGCUUAUUUAAGACGAGGGGGAGGAAUCUCGGUACAAGCAGCAGUAAUGGGAACGGACACAAUGGUGGGCAGGUUCCUGCCGUCACACCCACAGCAAUGUGCAAGGCAGGGGGGAUCGGAGUCGUGGCAGGCGUCUUUGGCUCACUAGUAGGCAUGGGAGGUGCCUUCGUUCUGAUCCCGGCUUUGACCGGCUUGUUGAAAUUCUCACAGCACCAGGCGCACGCCCUGUACGUGGCCGGAUUGGGCAUGAUGACGGCGCGCAUGGGCGCCGUCGUGUCCGGGAGGCUCUCCGCCGCCACCUUGCAAAGGCUUUGU